AUGGGUUUAUUAAAUUGUCUAGUCUUAUCUCUACUGGUGGCUGCAACAACUGCCAAUGUAUACAGUUGUGGAGGAUUCGUCAAAUCGAGUGCUUCAAUCGAUUUUUCCAAAAUUACGGUAUUAAAUUGUUCUUAUAUCCUAAAAUUUACAUAUAAAUUCAGGUCAAACUUCUGACAACCGAAGGUCAUUUGAAACAUGAAGAAGAAGUAAAUCCAUCAAAUGGAUAUUUUAUGAUCCCAGUUUAUAGCAAGGGUCAAUAUUCGUUGAAGGUUUCGUCACCAGCUGGUUAUUAUUUUGAGCCAGAUACUUUUGAUUUCAAAUUGGAUGGUGUCAAUGAUCCUUGUUCCAAAAAUGAGGACAUCAUUUUCAAAUUGAAUGGUUUCUCAAUUCGCGGAGUUGUUGAUGGAGCUGGCGCCGGUCUUAAUCUUGUUCUCAAAUCAUCAUCUGGUGAACAAAUCGAUUCAACUGUGACAACUGAUGGAGGAAAAUAUGAAAUGAAAGCGCCAUCAGGAAAAUACGAAGUUUCUACUGGAGCUGGUGCAUCCGAAUGUAUUUCAAGAGGAAAGGCGAAUGUCGAAGUUUCUGGAGCUCCAGUUGAAGUCAAGCCAAAUCUCAAAAUUUCUGGCUAUCAAUUAAAUGUCGAUACAAAUAAUUUCGCUUCAGUAACAAUCAAUAUAUUCUCUCAAGCUAAAAUUGAUCUCCCAAAUGUGAAAUGUUCUCAAAAUCAAUCUCCAAAUAUUCCAAACAGUCAUUCUUUCAAUUGUGAACUCGGUAAAACUAACAACGCUGGAAAAUUAUCAGUCGCAUGUGUUCCAUCUGCAAAUUAUUAUCUAACUGCAUCAUUCGGAAAUAUUCAAUUUGCUCCGUCAACUCAACAAAUCACAGUCUCGCAAUCUGCUUCAAACGCCAAAUUUGUUGCCGAAUCUGCAUCAUCCAAAGUUCGUGUAACUGCAAAUGGAAAACCAUUUAGCGAUGUAAAUGUUUUAUUGAAUGGAAAAUCGAUUGGAAAAUCAGAUUCAAAUGGAUACAUAACUUUGGAAGGAUUGAAAGAAGGAACAAGUCAAUCUGUAACUGCCGAAGCAAAAAAUGUUCAUUUUUCUGUUUCGAAAAUCACUGUUAAGUUCCCAACAGUUUCGAUAAACGAUAUCACAGUCACCAAAUUUGAUAUUUGUGGAACAGUUGAAAAAUCAGAAAAUGGAGUGAUUGAAAGCCUAAAACUUUCGAACAAUAUUGAAAUUCGACCAAAUUCUGAUGGUUCAUUCUGUCAAUCUGUUGCACCUGGAUUAUACACAAUCGAAUCUUCUGAUAAAACAAGUUCCCUUACUCCAAAAUCACUUCAAAUUGAUGUUACUUCGAAACCAAUUCUCGAUCUUCGUUUUACUCAUUUCAAAACUGAUGCAAAUGUCAGAGUAUCAUGUAUUGGUGAGUUUUGAUCCAACUUCAAUAAAUAAAUAAUAAAAUUUCAUUUCAGGUGCUUGUCCAACUUCAACAGUUUCCCUCUAUCUUUCUGGAAACAAUUUAGUCCGAAGUGUUAAAGGAACUGAUGUUUUCAUUUUCGAAGGAAUUGGACCAGGAACUUAUAAAGCAAAAUUGGAUGACAAUGGAAGAGGAUGUUGGGAAAAUUCGGAAUUGAAUUUAGUCGUCGAACAAUCCAAGCAACAACCAACUGUUCAUUUUGUUCAAAAUGGUUUUGCUGCCAAAAUUCAAUUAUCACACGAAGCUGAUAUCGUAAGUUAGCUCUAUAUUCUUGAAUUGAAAAGGGACAAUCAUGUGAUAUUAUAUUUUUCUAUUUAGAAAUGGGAAAACGUCGACAAAAAACAACUUCACGGCGAAGCUCAUCAUCAAGGAAAUGAACCAUUAUCGAUCUGUGUUCCAAAUGCUGGAGUUUACAGUGUUUCAUUGAAUUCUUGCUAUAAAUUUGAAAGACAACAAUUCGAGAUGAAUGUUCCAUUCGAAGGAGUUUUGAAAGAGUCUGCGAUUGCUGCAAGAAUUGGAGGAAUUGUUGAUUUGCAAGGGGAUAAAAGUGCUGGAGUUCAUAUUAAAAUUAAGUGAGUUUUGUGAUUCAGUGAGAUGCGCAUUUUUCGUUUUUCCAGAUCUCCAACUGGUGAACGAGAUGUUUCAGUGAAUAAUGAUGGAACCUUCCAUUUCGACGAGCCACUUUCCUCAACUGGUCAAAAUGUUCAUCUUGUUCCAUCAUCAUCUGCUCGUUUAUUCGAACCAACAUCAAAAUCAAUCAAAGUAUCGGGAAAAUGUAUUCAAAAUGCCGUGCAAUUCCAAAGUUUCCGUGGAAUUUUCAUCGAUGGACAAAUUCGACCAGCAGUUGAAAAAGUCGCAAUCAAAGCUGUUUUGAAAUCCGAUCCAAGUGUCAUUAUUUCUCUGAAUUCGGAUAAAAAUGGAAAUUUCAAAAUUGGACCAGUUAAAAAAGUCGAAGAUUAUGAUAUCUCAGCUUCAUUGGAUGGAUAUAGAUUCAGUGGAUCGAAUGGAAUUUUUGAAAGUAUCAAAUUGUCACAAUUAUCGAUUACUGUACUUGAUGAGAAUACAAAUGAACCAUUGGAUGGUGUUUUAUUGUCAUUAGUUGGUGGAAAAGAUUAUCGAUCGAAUAAUGUUUUGGAUUCGACUGCGAGCAAGAAUUUCGUUGAUUUGGCACCAGGAGAAUAUUUUAUUCGUGCAAUUUUGCAAGAAUAUAAAUUCAAUCCAUCAACAACAACAAUUCAAGUGAAACAAGGAGUUCAUGAAAAUGUUAUUGUUAAAGGAAAACGUGUUUCCUAUAGUGUUUUCGGAAAGAUUCGUGAAAUGUCUGGAAGUGCAGUUCAAGAUGUUGUUGUUGAAGCUCUUUCAACUGGUUGUGAUUCACAUCAAUCAGAAGCUCCAACUGGAUCUGAUGGUUCUUUCAGACUUCGUGGAUUAUUACCAAAUUGUAAAUAUAAUGUGUAUGCAAAAUGUAAGUUGCAAAAAGAAAAAAAAAUAAAUUUUCAAAAAAAAAAUCAUGAUUUUCAGCAUAUACUGAUGGUUCGGCUGCUCCACAUAGUUUCCCUGGACAAUUUACUGUUUCAAUGACAUCUGAAGAUGUCAAAAAUCUUGAAUUCAUUGCAACAACAAUUGAAAAAACAACAGAUGCGGCGAUUGAAAUUGAUAUGAGCACUUUGAAAGAUAUUCAAUCGGUUCGAGUUGUUAUUCACAAGGAAAAUGAGCUGGUUCAAACUGCAAGUAUUCCAUUCCCUCAACAUUUGUUCUAUUUAUCACAUUUGCCAAGAGAUGGAUCGAGAUAUAAUAUUCGAGUUGAAGCUGAAAAACCACCAAUGGCAUUUGUUGCCAAAACAUGUGAGUCCCGUUUUUCUUCGACAGCCAAAAACUUUAUUAUUUUGCGAGUUAAUCCAAUUUGAUGUUCAAAGAUCUUUUAAUGAAUCACACCUGGAUUAAUAUUGAAUUUAAUUAAUUUUAAAGUUCAUUUCAUUUCAAUCCAAAUCCCUAACUAUUUAUUUUUUCAUAAAAGGUUUGCAGAUAAAAACUGCAGCUGAAAAUAUCAAUUUGGCUUGUUUACAAAGAAUAAAAAACCAGUAAUUAUAGGAACAUUUUUUGGAACUGAAAUUCAAAUAAUUUGUCAUUUCGUGUUUUGUUCUGAAAAUUACAGAUAAAAUGCAAAAACUUCCGCGUUGAACAUUUAAUCUUAAUUUUUAAAAAACAUUCAUUUUCACAAUUUUAUUACAAGUCGUAAACAAAAAUUCCCUUUUAAUUCAAGAAUUAUGUUUUUCUUUGCAAAAAAAUAUAACAAAACAAAAAUAACAAUUCAGAAUAAUUGUCAAAAUCAGUGUUUUUUUCCAGCAUAUUUCAUCGCGGAUGCUCCAAUUCGAGUUGUUCGAAUUCCAUUAACAUCAUCGAAAAAAGCAUCAGAAGUUGAUAUCAGUUUUGGAUCACUGAUGUCAUUGCCAUUCUUUGUUUGUUUGGCUCUCGCAUUCUUUAACCAGGUAAUAAUUAUCAGAUGAUAUGAUGUGUGGACAAAUUACUGAGAAAAUGUAGAUUGCUUUUUUUUGAAAGCUGCAUUUUUCAGAAGGAGACUGAUUUCUGGUUAUGAUGUGAGCAGAUUUAAUAAUAGAAGGAUUAGUCAGAUGACAACAAAUGUCACAACCUUUUUUUUCUCAUUUUCAGAAACAACUAGAAAACGCAACAAAAAUCUAACAUUUUAUAAUGUUAUUUGCAAAAAAUAUUACAUGAUAAACUUUAAUAGUUUUUACUAGGAACUUGACUUCAUUUCCGUUAUUCCAUGAAUUUUAACGUCUUGAAAUAGUUUGUUUUUGUUUUUUGCUCAGCUUUUUCAAAUAAAAAAAAUGCAUUUUCGAAUGAAAUAUUUCUGGGAAAUAUACGAUUUUUUUGCAGAACCGUGUACUUGAAUUGCUCCAAUCAGUCUAUCAAUUUGCUACAGCUCCAAAUCCAACUGGUGAUUCUCCAAGCCAAAGAAAACGGAAAUAA
This is a messenger RNA of Caenorhabditis angaria, 4467 nucleotides long. The record is from the annotation of a GenBank genome assembly. NCBI's taxonomy places the organism in Eukaryota, Metazoa, Nematoda, Chromadorea, Rhabditida, Rhabditidae.